Messenger RNA from Cotesia glomerata, 587 nucleotides. RefSeq lists its product as uncharacterized. The coding region runs from base 36 to 587 and encodes 183 amino acids. The transcript has 5 exons. NCBI's taxonomy places the organism in Eukaryota, Metazoa, Arthropoda, Insecta, Hymenoptera, Braconidae. The record is from RefSeq and is a predicted model, not a curated record.
CACCGAAAGCUUCAUUUGCGAAGUUAUCUGAGGAUAUGCAGGAAGCUUCAACAAUUGUAAAUUUAAAUGAUGACAUCAGUCCGGUUAAGCAAAGUGGCAUAGAAAAUAAUUUAUCAUCAAAACCUAAAAUACUUCAUAUGAAAAUCUUGGACGAAACAGAAAUGAUCGAUACCAAUAAAAGUAAAGCGGGCAGCUUUUCUACCGUAUUACCAGAAACAAACAAACUUGGAAUUAACUCAUCUUCUUCCUUCGAUAAAUCUGAUUUAAAAGUUAACAAAGACACUAAAGUAACUUCUAUUAAAAAAAAUUCUGAACCAAAAACGAGUUCAAGAAAAAAAGUAGAAGUACUGAGUGGUAUCGCCAUAGAUAAGGACUGGUACGAAAGAGCGCAAGACGCCAUUGACAUAAAAACAAGAGUGAAUUGUCUUUUAAAUGGCUACUGGUCUGAUGAAAUAGCUAUAAAACUCUGCCUAAAAAUAAGAUCAGAUCAUAAGCAUCUUCAAGAAGUAUCACAGGAUGAUAUAAGUAAUAUAAAAGGCGAUUAUGAUGAAUGUCAAUUAGCUCAUGCUGGCAUAACUGAAUGUUAA